This is a messenger RNA of Paramecium primaurelia, 1871 nucleotides long. Lineage: Eukaryota; Ciliophora; Oligohymenophorea; Peniculida; Parameciidae. The record is from the annotation of a GenBank genome assembly.
AUGAAAGUUUUAUAGUUUUCCUUAUCAACACUCCAAUUCCAUAAUACAACUUUGGAAGAUAAAUACUAAGAAUAUAUUUUAGAAGAGAAACUUACCUUUUUUAAAUUGUUAAUGUCAAUAACAAUUUUAAAUACUCUAGUAUCAUUGUUUCGAUCAAUAAUAGAAGGAUGGGGAACUUUUUUGAUCAUAUCACUUUCGGUGCAAACUGCAUUAUAUUUUAUUACUUUACUAUUUAGCAGAAAAAUUUCUCCAUAUUUAAAGUACAUUCUUCCUUUAUUAUAUGUUGUUUAAUACACUUUUUUUAUAAUUGGGGCACUCAACAACCUAUUAUAGUAUAAUAUUAAGAUAAUUUAGGCCUCAUUACGUUUAUGGUUUUCUAGGUGGAAUAUUUUCUUGUUGUAUGCUGAAUUAUUUAAGUGUGAAAAUAAAAAUUGUUAUUUUGUUAUCCUCUAUUUGGAUACUACUUGGAAUAUUUAGAAUAUAUUCAUUAUUCAAUAUCAAUUAUAUUUUACUUGGAAUUGGAGCUACUAGUCUACAAAUGUUUUCUGCUUACAUAUUUGAAUAUAAUUCAAGAUUAUAUUUUUCAUAAGGAAUGAUUAUAAAGUAAUAAAUGUAAUAGAUAUCAAUUAUAUAAUAGUAAUUUAAUGUAUGAAUUUACGAGCUAAAAAAUUCUGAUUGUUAGUUUUAAUAAAAAUAAGACAUUUUUUGAGCUUGAUUUUGUAAAUUAAAAGUUUGAUUCAUUUUAUAAAAUUGAAAAUAAUUAAGAUAAGGUUAAAGAAUUCUUAAGAAAUCAUUUUAUCAUUAAUUUAGCUACUCAUUAAAUGUUUGGCAGUUUAAAAGUAUAAAAAUUUGCUAAUAAAUAAAUAACUUUAGAAGAUUUGCUCUUUGAAAAAUACAGAGCUUAAAAUAAUUUUUUAGAAUAAUCCAAUUCAUUUUAAAUAAUAGAUUAAAAUAAAAAUAAAAAUGAAAUUCAAGUUUAAAUAAUAAAUGGAUUGAAAACUCUAUUUUUAAUCAUUAUAAAAGAAAACAAUAAUGAUAUUUAAAUAGAAAAGUAUGAAAAGAAAAUGUAGAUGAUAAAUAAUUUAUCAACAAAUUUUUCUAUACUAGUUGGUUCAAAAUUACAAUCUAUAUAUAAAUCAAUUUUUGAUUUAGAAAUUUAUUAAUAUGAAACUUAAGCUUUAAAUAAAAUCUAAGGAAGUAUCUAAUACAUUCUUAAUGAAUCAAAAAAUUAACUAAUGUUUUUUUCUUAAAAUAAAAUUCACUAAUUAAUAGAUCGUUGUUUAUUAUCCACUUUUAUUUUGGCUUUAAAGCCAUAUUUAAUUUAUUAAUGUUAAUAAUCUAAAAUAUAAUUUGAAUUAUUAUUUUAAAUGGAUAAAGAUAAUGUUUAGAUGAAGAUAAACAUUAAAUAAUUAACAUAAAUAUUAAUUAAUAUCUUCAAUAAAAUUCUAAUUUAUUCAUAAUCAAAUAGUACUAUAUUAUUAAGAAUAUCGAAAGAAUAUAAUUUAAAUCCUUUAUCAAAUAGUUAAUAAAAACAAUCAUCUUCAUCAAAAUAUGAUUAUUUAUGCUCUUCUUAAGAUAAUUCUCAAAUUUUGAUUAAUUUUAAUUUUUUGUUUAAAACAGAUGAUGAAAUAAAUAAUUUUGAAAGAUGUUUUAUAAAUAAAGAUAAUGAAUUAGAACAGAAGGAUGAUUUAAUAACAAUUGUUAAUUCAUAUAUUAUAAAAUAAUUAAGUCCUUAUAAUAAGAUAUUUAUAAUUUAAGAGAAAAUAUCAAGAUCAUAAAAUAAUACUCUUAAAUUUUAUAUUUAUUCUGAUUAAACAUAAAUUGACCCAUCUUAUUGUAAAUCUAUAAAAUAGCAAAACAUAAUUGAUUGA